AUGAACAAUUAUGAUGAUUAUAAUGGUAAUGAUGGUGGAGGUUAUGAUGGUGAUGAUUAUAAUGGUGAUGAUGGUGGAGGUUAUGAUGGUGAUGAUUAUAAUGGUGAUGAUGGUGGUUAUAAUGGUAAUGAUAGUGGAGGUUAUGAUGGUGAUGAUUAUAAUGGUGAUGAUGGUGGAGGUUAUGAUGGUGAUGAUUAUAAUGGUGAUGAUGGUGGAGGUUAUGAUGGUGAUGAUGGUGGAGGUUAUGAUGGUGAUGAUUAUAAUGGUGAUGAUGGUGGAGGUUAUGAUGGUGAUGAUUAUAAUGGUGAUGAUGGUGGAGGUUAUGAUG
Paramuricea clavata is the source of this 328-nucleotide messenger RNA. NCBI's taxonomy places the organism in Eukaryota, Metazoa, Cnidaria, Anthozoa, Malacalcyonacea, Plexauridae. The record is from the annotation of a GenBank genome assembly.